Messenger RNA from Hirundo rustica (Barn swallow), 1850 nucleotides. It is a transcript of the gene SLC22A7, whose product is annotated as solute carrier family 22 member 7. The coding region runs from base 81 to 1709 and encodes 542 amino acids. Gene Ontology annotation, biological process: transmembrane transport. The record is from RefSeq and is a predicted model, not a curated record. Lineage: Eukaryota; Metazoa; Chordata; Aves; Passeriformes; Hirundinidae. The transcript is spliced from 10 exons. Gene Ontology annotation, molecular function: transmembrane transporter activity. Gene Ontology annotation, cellular component: membrane.
AGAACAGAGGCUGCUUUUCAAGCUCAUGUUGCUGCUCCUUGGUACAUAGCUGCUCCGAAUGAGCAAACCCCAUAGGACAGAUGAAGUUUGAGGAUCUCUUGCUGGAAAUUGGGGGCUUUGGCAGAUUCCAGAUUUUGAUUUUGGCUAUCCUCUGCAUCCCAAGAAUCAAUCUCCCCAUGCAUUUCCUGCUGCACAAUUUUCUUGCCGCUACGCCCUCUCAUCACUGUGCAAUUCCACACCAAGAGGCAUUUGUGAAUCUCACCGUGGAGGAAGUUCUGCUCAUCAGCAUCCCUCGGAAGCCCGAUGGCACUUUCAGCUCCUGUGAGAUGUUCUCGCAGCCUCAGUUUCACCUGCUGCUCAACUCCUCUCUGCCACCAGAAAACAAAUCCAUUGUCCAGCACUGCCAGCAUGGAUGGGUCUAUGACCACUCGCAGUUCACCUCCACCAUCUCCACCCAGUGGGACCUCGUGUGCGAGCAGCGCUGGCUGAACCAGGCAACAGCAACCUUCUUCUUCAUCGGCGUCACCAUGGGGGCCGUGGUGUUCGGCUACCUUUCCGACAGGUUCGGACGGAAGACCAUGCUCCAGCUGUCCCUGGUGUGCUCCGUGGUUUCUGGGAUGCUGAGUGCCGCCUCUGUGUCCUACACAAUGCUGGCCAUCACACGGACCCUCACCGGGGUGGCCCUGAGUGGCCUCUCCCUGAUUGUCCUGCCUUUGGGGAUGGAGUGGGUGGACGUCCAGCACCGCACCUUCACCGGGAUCCUGAGCAGCAUCUUCUGGAGCAUUGGGAACAUGCUGCUGGCCCUGGCAGCCUACUUGGUGCGGGAGUGGCACUGGCUGCUGGUGGCCGUGACAGGACCUUGUCUCCUGAGCGUCAUCUGCCUGUGGUGGGUCCCGGAGUCUGCCCGGUGGCUCAUAGCCAAGGGCAAAGUGAAGCAAGCCCACAGGCACCUGCUCAGAUGUGCAAGAAUGAAUGGAAGGAAAGACUUUGCUGUCUCACCAGAGGCCCUCGCAAUGAUGGCAACAGACAAAAGCAUGGGAGGGAGUUACUCCUACAUCAGCUUGUUCAGGACCCCAGUCCUGAGGAAGAUCUCUCUGUGUUCUGGCGUGGUGUGGUUUGGUGUUGCCUUCUCUUAUUACGGCAUGAGCAUGAACCUGACGGGCUUUGGGCUCAGCAUCUACCUCUCCCAGUUUGUCUUCGGCGUCAUUGAGAUUCCAGCCAAGAUGGUCAUGUACGUGCUGGUGAACCGAGUUGGGCGGCGGCAGAGCCAGGCGUGGACACUCAUCCUGACCGGACUCUGCAUAGGAGCCAACAUCGUCAUUCCCACACCCUUCACCUCCGUGCGUUCGGUAGUGGCCAUUAUGGGCAAGGGUUUCUCAGAAGCUGCCUUCACCACCGUCUUCUUGUACACCUCGGAGCUCUACCCCACCAUUCUGAGGCAGAAUGGGAUGGGGUACACCUCCUUCAUGGCACGCCUGGGAGGGGCCCUGGCCCCGCUGAUGUUCCUGCUGGACGAGGUGUGGCGGUUCCUGCCCGAGGUGACCUACUGCGGCGUGGCCGUGUGCAGCGGUGCCGUGGCCUUCCUGCUCCCGGAGACGCUCAACGUGCGCCUUCCCGAAGGCAUCGAGGACAUCGAGAAGCCGCAAGUAAAAGUGCCGCCAGAAGUCAGUGCUCCCGAGGGCGUGCCGCUGCAGCCUCUCCUGAAGUGAGAGACCCCGUGGGACAGCCACUGUGUAGGACUGCGCAACUGAGCCACGCUCUGAUCUGCCAUGGAAGAGCCUUUACUGCCACCCAUCUCACUCCAAGGGCAGCGGAACUGAGGACACUGGAGGAAGGAGGCAGAUCGGGAC